Molecule: messenger RNA, 1120 nt
Organism: Hypoxylon trugodes
Lineage: Eukaryota; Fungi; Ascomycota; Sordariomycetes; Xylariales; Hypoxylaceae
Exons: 1
Coding region: 27-959 (310 amino acids)
Molecular function (GO): protein dimerization activity
Source: RefSeq, a predicted model, not a curated record
GAGUCUCUACUGACAUUAGCAUCAAGAUGGCAUCCUCAGAGCAACUACCGUCGACAUACGCAUCUGACGACUCUUACUACGGAGGCCCGCCACCAUCUUCAGAGGCCCAUAACGUGUCGUACUCCUCUUACCAAACGAUCGCAUCCCACAGGGCUCCGGAAAACCUGCUCGGUUUUCAAGGGCAGCCACUUCCUCCUGCUCCGGUCCCGAGCAACUCCCACUAUGUUAUGAGUGGUCACGGACCAACCGAUGUGAACAUGGGACCUUCCAGCGGGACACCAUUUGCUGCACCCGUAUCGGAUCCCUUUGGCCUUCCAUAUUACCAGAGCGUAGCCCCUGAUUCUAGGGCUUCCGAUGCAGCCGAUGCUUACCAUCAUGCCUACCCGCAAGGUUAUGGAACGACAAUGACAAGCCCACCUGCUUCGACAGUAUCGGCCGGGUCUAGUCACAAGAAACAUAAGCACGCAUCGCGGUCGAAAAGAUCUAGGCAACAGCAAGUGCUCUCACCAGGAAGCACAUCCUCAGCGUCUAACUCGGGCAAAUCCAGACUACGCAGUGCGUCUCGAACUAGCAAGAAUACGCACCACAACCCCCCAGCAUCAGCUGAGGAGCAAAAGAGCCGUGAGACACACAAUCAGGUCGAAAAACAAUACCGGAACAGACUCAACGCCCACUUCGAAAGCCUGUUGGAUGCUCUACCAGAAACCAUGCAAGCUGGGGAGGGUGAAGAUGAGGGAGAGGCGUUGGACUUGACCGACCGCAGAGUGAGCAAGGCAGAAGUGCUAGACAUGGCGCGGAGGCACAUCCAAACCCUGGAGCGCGAAUGUGCCGCCCUCGAAGGCGAAAGAGACGAACUACGAAAUAAUAUGGCGAGACUACGGUGGCUCUUCGGACGGUGCGAGACGGCCGAUGAAUUCAACCAGCAGUUGAACUUCCAAGACCCGGGUAGUUUAUCAUGAUUGUUACGAAGGGAGCAAAAAAGGGGUUAAAGUUAGGGCGGGAUUUUGUUGAAAUCUACAAUCUUUCGAUUCUUGUAUGACUAUUAGAUCGGCUGUGGAGUUAAUGGGUCAACAAGUGAGUUGAUAGUCAGGAACUUCAACCAGGCACAUAUUUCUUUUCU